GAUUGGUGACUUUUCAACCAACAAAAUAGGUUUUGGGUUUCCCCAAAAACCCAAUACCCAAACAUGAACAGUACUACUUUCCAGCUGAAAAAUAGUAGAGAGAAAAAAGAGAGAGAUACACACACUCCAAUCUCCCCAAUUUGGUAAAAGCAGUAAAUUCCCUGGCAACCAAUAUCAUCUCUCGUUUCUUCUUUAUAUCUCCCACUUUAUCAUAUUUCCGACCGGGCCCCUCUCUCUCUCUAUAUGGAUCUGUAAUGUAUAAUCAAACGAUGGCGCCUUAACGAGGAGAAUAGAAAUUAAUUAUGGCAAGAGAGAAGAUUCAAAUCAAGAAAAUCGACAACGUGACGGCAAGGCAAGUCACCUUCUCCAAGAGAAGAAGAGGCCUUUUCAAGAAGGCUGAAGAGCUCUCAGUCCUCUGCGACGCCGAUGUUGCCCUCAUCAUCUUCUCUUCCACCGGAAAGCUUUUUGAGUAUUCUAGCUCCAGUAUGAAGGAGAUACUCGGAAGGCAUAAUUUGCACGCCAAAAACCUUAACAAGUUGGAGCAGCCUUCCCUCGAGCUGCAGCUAGUAGAGGAUAGCAACCAUGCCAGGCUAAACAAAGAAGUGGCUGACAGAACCAAUCAGCUUAGGCGCAUGAGAGGCGAAGAUCUUCACGGAUUAACUAUUCAAGAGCUGCAGCAGCUGGAGAAGUCACUUGAACUUGGCCUAAGCCGCGUCAUUGAUAAGAAGGGUGAGAAAAUCAUGAAUGAGAUCAGUCAACUUCAAGAAAAGGGAAUGCAGCUCUUGGAAGAGAACAAACGACUACAGCUGCAGGUGAUAGAUUUAACAAAUAAUGGGGCAAGGAGAGCGGCGAUAACUGCAGAGUCGGAUACUAUAAUGUACGAGGAAGGGCAGUCGUCUGAGUCCUUCACGAACGCUGGCAACUCCUUCGGCCCUCCACAAGAUUAUGACAGCUCGGAUACAUCCCUUAAGCUUGGGCUGCCUUACAAUGGGUGAUGAAACUCAACUUGGAAGAGUUGGUGGCUAAUUUACCAGAUGAUGACUUAUUUUAAUGGAAUUUUAAAACUAACUACAAGCUCAGCUAGAGCAAUAUGUAGACUCUUGUGAGGUGCAUAUUAAUUCUAUGUUUAUGUAUCCUAUAUGUAUGUACAAGCAAAUUUAAUUAUCUAGACUUCUCUUGACGACAAA
Messenger RNA from Salvia hispanica, 1187 nucleotides. RefSeq names its product MADS-box protein SVP-like. Gene Ontology annotation, molecular function: RNA polymerase II transcription regulatory region sequence-specific DNA binding; protein dimerization activity; DNA-binding transcription factor activity. NCBI's taxonomy places the organism in Eukaryota, Viridiplantae, Streptophyta, Magnoliopsida, Lamiales, Lamiaceae. Gene Ontology annotation, cellular component: nucleus. The record is from RefSeq and is a predicted model, not a curated record. Gene Ontology annotation, biological process: positive regulation of transcription by RNA polymerase II.